AUGUGCCCUCAAAAUGUCAUCCAUACGGUACAACCAACCUUGGAUAUAAACACCAAAGUGAAGCGUCUAUCAAGAAGAAAGAAGCGUCAAUAUGUGAAAGCUAGGAGCUUAGCUGGCACUCAAGAAGACUUUGAGAAGUACCGAGCUCUGAAGAAAGAGUCAAGAUUUGCAUGCAAACAAGCAUGCAAUGACCACAUCAGGAACAUCAUUUCACCUGAGUCCAAAUGCAACCCGAAACGGUUCUGGUCAUUCAUUAACAGUAAGAAGUGUGAUACACAACUGGUGUUGCUCCUCUUAAGUCACCAGGAGGAAUCAUCCAAUCUGACUGCACUUCCAAGGCAGAUACCCUCAACAAACAGUUUGCAUCAGUUUUUACCAAAGAGGAGUGCCCAACUAAUAUUCCAGACAAAGGUGACAGUCGAUCCUUAUCCCUCCAUGGAGGACAUUGACAUCUCUCCAGCUGGUGUCAACAAGCUGUUAUCUGGACUUGACCCCUUCAAAGCGACAGGCCCGGACGGAAUUUCGGCUAGGUUACUCAAGGUACUUGCUGAUGAAGUCACCAGAAUGACUGUCGCCUCUACCACAAGAUUUGCUCUCAAGAUGAUGCAUCUGCAAGAGGAUCUCAACUCCCUACAGCAGUGGGAAUCAGACUGGCUGAUGACAUUUAAUCUUCAGAAAUGUCAAACUAUCUCGGUCACUAAAAAGAGGACCCCAAUCAACAAGACAUACUCAAUCCAUGGUCAAGCGCUGGAAAAGGUUAGCUCUGCCAAAAACUCUUGCUUUCAUUUUUAUCCAGGAACCAACUGUGAGAUUGACAGCGGUACUGAGCGCUGCACUGGCUCAACAGAUAGCAUCUGCAAGCAUGGAGGAACCUGUCGAAACUUCCUCAAUGGGGGCUUUGAUUGUAGCUGUCCCAACCCGUACGAGUUUGACGGUCCUUUCUGCGAGGUUCGGACGCGGAACUUUCCGCCUAAAUCGUUCAUGAUGUUCUGGUCGCUGAGUCAGAGAGUGAGGCUCCAACUGUCUGUCAGCUUUUCCUCCACGGAGCCCAACGGACUGAUCUUCUACAAUGGCCGCUACAACCAGCAGCAUGACUUCAUCGCCCUGGAGAUCGUCAACAGCCAGGUUCGAUUCUCCUUCUCCACCGGUAGCAUUGUCACCACGGUAACCGCAUCCAGACAGGGAGGAGUCAGCGAUGGGGAGUGGCACACUGUUGCGAUUGAUUACAAUUUUAGGACUGCAAGGAUUAUUCUGGAUGAUUGUGACCCAGCUGUAGCCCUUGACAAUGGCCACCAGUUUGAUGACUUUACUUGCGCUGCAGAAACACAGUUCCUUGGAGAACUCAGAUUCCUGGACCUCAAUGGACCCUUCAUCAUCGGCGGUCUCCCAGAGCUUCCCAGUGAGUUCCCUGUGGAGAACACUGACUUUGACGGCUGCCUACGUGACAUCUACAUCAACAACGAGCUCCUGGAUCUUGCCACCAAUGUGGAGGACUACAACACGGAGCCAGGCUGCCCUCACAAGGCCAACUUCUGCGAGAGCGACCCGUGUCAUACUGGAGGGUCCUGUGAGAACGGUUGGGAUCGCUACCAUUGCCAUUGCUCCAGUGGCAGUGGAGGAGUCAAUUGCCAGGAAGCCUUGUCCACCCCCAUUCGCUUCAUCGGUGAGAGCUACAUGAGAUUUGAUCUUACGCAUACCGUCAGCCUGCCCUGGACCAAUCGGGUCGUGUUUCGCACCGGCCAGCCCAAUGGCGUCCUCAUGUUUAUCCAACUGUCAAACAACAUCAACAUUCGCAUCGAGCUUGUUGAAGGCCAUCUUCACUAUGUGACCAGUUCAGUGGAUGUCCAGCUUGACCAGGUCACAUUCAAUGACCGAGAGUGGCAUGACAUCAAAGCAGAAUGGAAGAAUGAUAAAAUCAAGCUCUCCUCAGACUUUGACAAAUACAAAACGUCUGUGCGUGCGACUGAUGCCAUCAAUGGAAAGACAGUAGAGAGAGUGGAUCUAGGCGGGAGGCUGACUGAUAAUGGCAUGUACAAUGCUUUCACAGGAUGCAUGCAGGGUAUGUCUAUCGGUGAAAGGCCCCUGGACCCAUCUACUGUGGAAGGUGUAAACAUUGAGGAGGGAUGUAACGUCCCUAGAGCAUGUGAGACUGCCAAGUGUCCAAUCCAUAGUGUUUGUGUGGAUCUAUGGGAUGCGAAUGAAUGCCAGUGUAAUAAAGGUUACGUUGGACCCGACUGUGUAUCGGCCUGCGACCUGCGCGUCUGUGAGCACGGCUCCUCUUGCACACUCGACCCGUCCUCUGAAUUCGGCUACACCUGUUCCUGUUCUGACCUCUACUAUGGAGACCACUGUGAGAACAUCAUCAACGAGUGUGCGGACGACUGGUGGGGUCACCAGAUCUGUGGCCCUUGUGAGUGUGACGAGGAGAUGGGCUUUGAGUCUGCCUGUAACAAGACAACCAGCGAGUGCUACUGUGCGGAGCACUCGUACCGACCAUCUGAUAGCGAUACCUGCUAUCCUUGUAACUGCUAUGAGAUAGGCUCCCUAGGCCAGGAUUGUAACCAGGAGACCGGGGCUUGUACCUGUAAGAGGGGUGCCAUCGGUAGACGAUGUGAUGAGUGUGUUGACCCACAUGCUGAGGUCACUCUCAGGGGUUGUGAAGUGGUGUAUGACUCAUGUCCCAAGCGGUUUGCCGAGGCUCUGUGGUGGCCAAGAACCAAGUUUGGAAAGACGGCUACCUUGGACUGUCCUGGAGAGAGCUACGGCUUUGCCACCCGUUACUGCGAUAUAGAGACGAACUGGCAGACACCCAGCCUCUUCAACUGUACCUCAGACAAUUUCCUCCGACUGCAGAAUAUACUGCAAACUCUGCAGAAUGGUCAGAAACUAUACCCAGAGGUAUCCUUUAACAUCGCCAUGCAACUUCAGGAAGCCACGAACGAAACAGAUCUCUUCCAUGGGAACGAUAUCAACAUUGCUUACCAGGUCUUAGGCUACCUCCUUAGACAUGAAAGUAAACAAGUGGGACUGAACGUGACUGCCACCAUCAUGAAGUCCUUCACAAAGAACAUUGUUGAGACAGUGAGUCGCCUGUUUGAGCCUCAAAACCGGAUUCAUUGGGAGAUGAUUCAGCAGACCUCAAGAGGGACGGCUGAGAUCAUGGAGGACAUGGAGAAAUUUGCUCUCAACAUCGCUAAAUUCACAAACUCAUUCUCCUACACCCCAGAGUUCUCCAUCAUCACCCCUAAUAUCAUCAUGCACCAUGACAUCAUCCUGAGAGAUAACUUCUCCAUGAGGGCCGUCCCUGAGUACGAGAUGGAGACCCUUCUUUCUCUUGAAGACAACUCUCAAGUCCACAUCCCCGGUGACCUGGUCAAGCCACGGACAGAGAUUGAUGACCCCAACCAGAUCUCCGUCACCAGUAACGUUGCCGUGACAGCCUUCAUCCUCUACUCCACCUUGCAGAAUCUUCUCCCAAACAGCACCAAGGACAAUGUCAGGAAACCUACCAACGAUGUUGGUCAGAUCAUUGACUCACCAGUGGUAUCCUUCUCCAUCUAUGAUGAGCUGGCCAAUGGUACCCUUCCUGACCCUCUUCUUACUCCAGUCAUCGUAGAGUUCCAGUCUAUAGAUGCAGUCAACAGGAGUGGACCACAGUGUGUCUAUUGGGACUUUGAAUUCAAUAAUGGUACCGGUGGAUGGUCCACGUAUGGCUGUGAGCUGAGUGGUUAUAACAGAACUCACAUCAACUGCUCCUGUUCUCAUCUCACUAACAUAGCAGUCAUCAUGGACAAUGCACCUUACAUGUAUGUGGAGGAAGUGAUGAUCACUCUGUCCAUAGCUGUCUAUAUAGGUGUGGGUAUUGCCAUCUUGUGUCUCCUCAUCACCUUCCUGACUCUCCUGGGUGUGUCCAACCUCCACACCAACCUGAACAGCAUCCAUAUCAACCUCUGCUUCGUCCUCAUCGCAGCUGAGGUCACCUUCGGUGUAGGCAUCAGUACAGAGAACAAUUAUGCCUGUACAGCAGUGGCCAUCAUUCUUCACUACGCCCUCCUCGCUGCGUUUGGUUGGAUGUUUGUUGAGGGUGUCCAUCUCUAUCGCAUGAUGACAGAGAUCCGAGACAUCAACACCGGUCCCAUGACCUACUCCUAUGUCCUAUCCUAUGGUCUGUCAGCUCUCAUCGUUGGACUGGCUGUACCUCUGAGUAACAUCAACUAUGGGUCCCAGGUCAACAGCAGGAAUGAACACUUCUGUUGGUUUUCUGUUGACGACUUGUUGAUUUGGAGCUUUGCUGGACCAGUUCUUGCAGUAGUGGCAAUGAAUAUGGUGGUAAUCUUCCUAGCAAUCAUGGAGUCCUGCAGAUCAGCCAACAAGAACCCAGAAUUUGGAAAAUUGAGGUCUGGUAUCCGAUCAGCCGGCAUCCUUCUACCUCUGCUUGGCAUCACAUGGGUGUUUGGUUUGCUUGCUGUCAAUCAAACUCUCAUCAUCUACCAGUAUCUCUUUGCUAUCUUUAAUAGCAUCACAGGACUAGCUAUACUCCUAUUCCACUGUGGUCUGGAUUAUAGGGUACGGAACGAGUGGUGUAGAUGUUGCCACAGGAUGCAAGGAAAACAAUACAAACCAGAAAUUAAUACUAGCACAAACUCGCGAUCUGCACUGACGUACAGUAAAAACGAUUCCGUUGGCACGCCAGGCAGAUACAACAUUGGCAUAUCGACAGCGUCGGUAGGUGCAAGUAGCCGUUCAUCGAAGCUGAGUAUCAAUCCCCAUACUUACCGACCCGAUGGCUACCUGCGCAAGACGGCCAGCACGACCACCACUUCCCCCUCUAACCAUUUUGACUAUGUGCCGUCAUACUACAAAAAUAAUGCAGAAACAAAUUUAGAUGCUCAUAUGGGUAUGAUGGGACACACCAAUCCUGUUAUGAAUGUAUUAGAUUGGGACUACGAUUAUAGCGUCGCUAACCGAACACCAUCCUCAGGCAGCUUUCAUACUAACCCUCGUAGGCGGAAACGUCGCGAUAACGACUCUGAUUCUGACAGCGAUGCAUCCGUUCAGCGUCAGAGAGACAGUAUGUCCCUAGCUUCAUCUCACUCUUCAGAUGAUGAGGAGUUGGCUCCCCUUCCUAAUAAAGAACAGUGGAAGAGUACACCCAAGAAAGUCAAUUUACCAGAUAAUAUUCCUCAAACUGUGAUAGCACCGGUCCAUAGCACACCUAAAGUAAAACCUUCACCAGAAAUGCUUCACAAGAAAAUCUAUUCUGGGGAUAUCUUAACAAGUGAUAAUGAGACAAGACAUAGAGCAGAGCUUAAGAUAUUAGAUCCCAAGCUCCCUCCCCCAGAGAGUGAUAGAGAAGGGAGCCAAUACAGUGGCAGUGUGUCAGGAAGCCGGACACACCUACCUGCCGUCUCCCAGCGUCCCGACAUCCUGCCCUUGAAGGGUAUCAUGAAGACCCCUGGUAGCUCCCACAAGGGCUCACCCAACACCUCUAGCAGCUCACAUAGUAGCCUGGCCAAGAUUCCGGCCGAUGUCAUCGGACACCAGGACAAGCUGACCGUCCGACCCGCUGGCGGUCAGGGCGACAACGAUUCAGAUUAUGUUGAUAUAACCUCUGGUGGCAGCAGCAACGAGACAUCUGUAUGACAGUAGUAACCGCUGACAAACCGCAGUUGAUGGAGUAUAAAAUUUUCAACCAACGAGGGGGCUAUUGCAAAUCUACUUGUACAGAUAGGCUAAUUUAGAAGUUCCGAACCGAGGACAAACUGGAAUAUUUUAACCGAGAGUGAAUCACUCUUGAAAGUUGAUAUCAAAGUGUACAGUUUUCUUACUUGUGUAUUUAGCCUGUAUUUGCUCAAAUAUAACUGUUGUAAACCAUGUGCAAAUGAUGUCUAUAUGAAAUGCAUGUAAAUUGUACUAUGAUAAGAAUAAGUGGCAUUGAAUAUUUUUAAAUGUCACUUAUUGAAAGAUUUUGUUUCUUUCUUUCAAGAGGGUGUCUAUGAUUUGAUCUGAAAUCUUUUGAUAUUUGAAUGAAUUUAAUGAGUAAUUUAUUAAGAUAUAUUGAUUUCUCUAAAUGUAUGCUUUUUUGAUAGUACGAAAUGAAAUAACCAUGUCCAUCAAAUUUCUGACAAGUACGCGAAGUGAUAUGUAAAUUAUUUGUACAGUACUAGUUAAGAAAAGUUCUCUUAAUAUAAGAAGUACAAGUUGAUCAUGAGGAAAGAUCUUUCUGCCACGUGUAAAUUUAUUCAAGUUAAUCAUCUGUCUUGUGUACCAUACCACAUGGGAAUCAAUGAAAGCAAAAAAAACAUAGUGACCAGAAUUGAAAACCAUGGCUGAGUUUGGCCACUUCCUGGCGUCAUCUACAUCAAGGAUUCAGUUUUUUUUUAAUGAAGAAUGUGCACAGCUUUAGUUGUGUUGAGAAUAUCAAGCCUCAAAAUGUCAAAAAAGCAGGUCUGUCAAAAAACAUAAAAAUGUAAUUAUCCAAUAAAAUAAUCAGUGAUGCAAAUAAGUUGAUGUUAUCUAUACAGUUAAAUGAUUAUUUCAUCCAUCAUGAUUCAGUGAUGUUUUACUCUUGCAAUGCUUGUACAAAAUUGAUUUCUUUUAAAAUGUGUGUGUUUCUUCAAAAUCACUGCUAAGCAGCAUUUUCUUUGAUUUUUGUCUGUCUUUAUUGU
Strongylocentrotus purpuratus (purple sea urchin) is the source of this 6668-nucleotide messenger RNA. RefSeq names its product cadherin EGF LAG seven-pass G-type receptor 2. Lineage: Eukaryota; Metazoa; Echinodermata; Echinoidea; Camarodonta; Strongylocentrotidae. Gene Ontology annotation, molecular function: calcium ion binding; G protein-coupled receptor activity. The transcript has 33 exons. Gene Ontology annotation, cellular component: membrane. Bases 1 to 5643 code for a protein of 1880 amino acids. Gene Ontology annotation, biological process: adenylate cyclase-activating G protein-coupled receptor signaling pathway; cell surface receptor signaling pathway. The record is from RefSeq and is a predicted model, not a curated record.